Molecule: messenger RNA, 1908 nt
Organism: Hydractinia symbiolongicarpus
Lineage: Eukaryota; Metazoa; Cnidaria; Hydrozoa; Anthoathecata; Hydractiniidae
Product: tigger transposable element-derived protein 6-like
Exons: 4
Coding region: 1-1908 (635 amino acids)
Cellular component (GO): nucleus
Molecular function (GO): DNA binding
Source: RefSeq, a predicted model, not a curated record
AUGGACUGUAAGGCACGUCUGUUUAAACCACAUGGGGCAUGUGUGUUUUAUUCCAUAUGUCACAUAUAUACUGCAGUUGUUCAACACCUUCAAUUUUUUGGGUAUUUAUUUAAUAAUGCAGAUUGUAAGAUUGCUAUAUUGUUUCUUUUUUUAUGGACUUUUCCUGAUAAAUUGGGUCUAAAAAUCUUGUUAAUACGUGUUUUGCAGGCCUUAUUUUUAAUUCGAAUGAUUAAUGAUGCGUCAUCCAAGCCUUUCGAACGUCUUUUUCGAACGUUUUCGAGAAAAUUUAAAGAAUUUCAAAAGAAAGACACUCUCAUAACAAUGUCGUCUGUGGCAGGAUCAAAGCGUCGAAUUGACAAUAAGUCGUGCAAAAUCAAGUACAAAGCUCUUAAAGCGUUGGAAAAGGGUACUGCGCCAAAGGAUGUGGCAAAAGAGUUCAAAAUUCCUCCAAGCACCCUGUCAACUUGGAAAAAAAAUAAAGAAAAGAUUUACAAGCAGUUUAACAACGGGCAAACAUCGAAGAGAUCAAAGCCAGAAAAAUUCGAAGAUGUGAACAAAGCUGUUCAUAAAUGGUUACUUAUGAUGAGGAGUGAGAAUAUCCCAAUCAGUGGCCCGAUGCUGAAAGAGAAAGCUCUUGAGUUUGCCGAAGCGUUGGGUGUCGAGUCAUUUCAAGCUUCUCAGGGGUGGAUGGCUAAAUGGAAAACCAGGUAUGGAGUAUCCUUCAAAACCAUCGCUGGAGAAUCACGGUCCGUCACUGAGGAAAUGACAGCGCCAUGGUCGGAGACAACAUUACCAACCAUUCUCUCCCGCUAUCCUCUGGAAGACAUUUUUAACGCCGACGAAUUUGGGCUUUUCUUUCAAUGCCUUCCCAAUAAAACUUUGCAUAUGAAAGGUGAUAAGUGUCCUGGAGGAAAACACAGCAAAGUUAGACUUACAGGUUUAGCUGCUGGUAAUGCCUUGGGGGAACGAUUGCCAAUGUUUGUAAUCGGCAAGUCCGCCAACCCUCGUUGCUUUAAAGGUGUCAAAACACUACCCUGUCGAUACCGUUCGCAAAAGAAGAGUUGGAUGUCUGGAGAGCUGUUCGAAGAGUGGGUACGCGAGCUUGAUCGAAAAUUCUCUGUCUCUAAGCGAAAAAUUGCUUUGAUUAUUGACAAUUGUACCGCACAUCCUCAUGUUGAAAACCUGGAAUGGGUAGAAUUGAUCUUUCUUCCUCCAAAUACCACGUCCCGAACCCAACCUAUGGACCAAGGAAUUAUCCGCGCCCUGAAAGCAAAAUAUCGAUCGCUAGCAGUGCGGAAAUUGAUAAAAGCCUUGGACGAGGCAAAAUCGACUCCGAAGUUCUCGAUUCUUGCAGCUAUGUACAUGCUAAGGAAAGCAUGGGAUGAUGUUUCCAACAAAACAUUCACCAAUUGCUUUCGAAAAUCAGGAAUUUCCCAAAAGGAUGCAGAAAGAGCGAUCAACGAAGAUGACGACCCUUUUAAAAGUUUAACCAGCGAAGUAGAAGAAGACCCAAUUCCAACCCUCGAUGCUGAACUCUCUUACAUAAAACGAAGGUUUCCUGACCACAUUAAUCCUGACUUAUCAACUGAAGAUUUCAUUGAUUUUGACAUUGAAGUCAGUACAUCUCAUGGGCGUCUGAAGACUGCUGACAUCAUUGCUGAGAUCACUGGGACUCAAGACGAAGAAUUAGAAGAGGUCGACGAAGAAGACAAGAAGGAAGAAGAUAAGAUCACAAGACCGACGGCCGAGCAAGUGCGUACAGCUAUCAACGUCCUCGAAGACUUGAGUAUUUUUUCACAUUUUGGAGAAGAAAUGAUAGCUUCCCUGAGGGACUUGAAUCGUAAUAUCGCCAAAGAUUUUCAUAUGAGUUGUAAGCAAACAGUUAUCACCGACUUCUUUUCUAAAUAA